AUGGAGGUUUUGCAGGCCUUUUCCAGUAACCAACUUGCUCUUUUACCGAGGGGGAGUGGUUCGCCACCCUACCUUGGCCAGGUGUCACGCAAGAGGUGUCCUCACGCCAACGUGUCCGACCAGAGCGCCCAGGAUUUCCCCAGGCUCUCUGGGCCAAAAUUUUUUCCAACCGGAUGGGCCCUGGACCCUGAGCAGGAGCCCCCUGCCCCAAGUGGUGCCUUGGAGGUGCUGCCAAGGGGCAAAGGGGUACCUACGGGUUCGGGGUUCACCCCACCCACAUCCCCCGCCAGGCCUGUGCUGUGCUUGGCCAAGGCCCUAGGCAUUAGCCCGUCUCGCGGGGUUCGCAGCACGGCCCACGGCCCACGUGGGCGGCGUAAAGUGCAACAGGACUUCCUCUGGGAGUCCACCCGAAAACAUCGUGCGGCCCAUCGGGCUAGGAGGCAGCAACAGGCCAAUUCUCUUUUCUGGCACUCCUGGCCUCCUGGUCCUGAGGCUCCACCUCGCCUCCUUCCCCCCCUGGUGACGCAGGGCGGCGGCCCCUUACCCCCCCCGCGAAGGCCUAGCACCCGGGGGAAAGCGGGCAAGCCCCUCCCUGACCUCGAGCCUAAGGCAAAUCCAGUUCAGGCCCUGGCUGCAGGGCUCGCAGAUGAGCUUCGGACGCACAAUGACUGGAGCAAGUCCGAACCCCAGGCUCUAGCCCUCGCUGAGGCCCUGGAAGGAGCAGAUGAGGCCAGCUUGGGCUACCGGGUCUCUUAUGAGAUUCUCGAGGCCAUGCAAGGCCACUCGUGGCUGGACCCCAUCACCGCCGCGGCUUUCCUGGACGACCUCGCGGCUCAGGGGCACCAGGGAUGUCAGGAGUCCGUUGUGUUUGUCAGUGCCAACAUCACAACGUGGACUCCGGAUAUUCUCAAAUGGCACCAGCCAAAAAAAGGGCCCCUUCUCAUCCAGGAGCUGCACUUGGGAGAUGAAGGUGCCAGGCGUGAAAGACGGUCCAAGCACCGCCGCCACCGGCUCCACACGCCGGGGCUUUUCACUCAGAUCCAGGUCGAGAUGUGCGACCAGGCCCUGAACCCUGCCUCCUCGGUUGAGCGCGACCUUGUUGAGUUCGCUUCUAAGGUUGAGGAUGCUAUUUCGCCGGGUUCUUCUGAGGAGUGGUUUUUGGAACACGCCCUCGAUGCCAUCCAUGAUGACACACCCUCCCCCGCUAAGUGGCACCUCCUCAAGCAAAUGGCUCAGGUCCUCUCGUUGCAGCAUAAUACCCCCCACAGCCCCGCUACCUUUAGGCUCCUGUCCGCCAAUGUUACUCACUGGAGGCCAGAGGUUCGGGAUUGGGCCUUCUCUCUUGAAGGCCAUGGGGUUCUGCUCCAGGAGCUUCACCUCACCUCUGAGGCUGCUCAUGAGGCUACGAUUGCCGCCUCUAAAAGAGGGUUUCGUCUCUUUACCUCGCCUCCCUUCCUGAGUGAUAAGAGGCGCCCCUUGGGAGGUUUUGGUGUCCUCAUCCGCUCCUUCCUUAAUCCCCGCCAUGUCCUUACCCACACCGUGGAGGGUUGUGGUUUCCUGGCCGUCUCGCUUCGGUGUUCCGGGUUCGAAUUGACCCUGGUUUCCAUCUACCUCCAGUCUGGUACUGGCUUUAACUCCCCGGUCAACGCCGAUGUCCUUGCUCGCCUCUUAGCCUUUCUUCCUUCCCUCCGGGGUGUGUGGAUCGUUGCUGGUGACUGGAACAACCCCAUACAAGAUCUGCUCGCCACUAGGCUUGAGGAAGUUUCCCAUGGGCGUUUCCUGGGUACCGGUUCACCCACCGCAGCAACCGACCGGGAACUUGACUACCUUCUGGUCUCGUCUCCGGCUGUCGCUUUCUUGCAAGUUGCUCAGGACUGGGUCGUCCCCUUUAAGCCUCACUGCGCUCUGCGGGCCACUUUACAGCUCAGCUCUCUGCAGCUUCCCUUUCCGCAACUCGCUUCCUUUUGUGAGGUCUUUCCUGACCCCUUGCCCUUUCAACCCUCGGUCCCGAGCCCCUCGCCUAUCGCGGAGGUUAAUCUUCUUGGCCUCACAUCCACCGACAAGCUCACUCUCGACUUCGCAGAGUUGAGCUCCUUCCUCGAGGUCUCUCACGGGUUCCCCGACCGAGGGCGUGGGGCUUUUGUUCCCUUUCUUCACCAGCCCCUUGUCCAGGGCCACUCUGUUGCCUUUGCCUGGAAAGGCCAGCUUCCCUCCUUGGUGUCAGCCUUGCUUCACCUUCUUGACCGACCCGACGCUGUGCAGUCCCUCUUGUGGUCCUUUUUGGACACUUCUCUCCCCUCCGAGGUCCGCGCCUUUUGUGACCGGGUGAGCGACGGCUCUGCUUCUCCCGCCACCCUCCGCGCCGAAGGCACUGCCCUCCUUGGUCAACUCCGGCGCGAGCAAACUGCCCAGCAAGCUGACCAGUACGGUGAGUGGCUGGAGGAAGCUUCGAGUUCGCACCUGGGGCCGCUCUUUCGAGCCAUCAAGUCCCAUGAGCAGGUGCUUGAUCGGCCCUUUCAAGACUGCGAUGGACUUCGCCGUGUCUUUGAACGACAUGAGCAUUGGGCCCGCGUCUGGCAAGCUUCGGUUUUUCCCCAGCACUUUGCUCACCCUCUCCUCGCGGAGCUCCGCUCGAGGGCCGUCUCCCAUUCUGGCACCCUGGCUCCCUUGACUGUUCCCCACCUUCAGAAACUUCUCAAGAAAGCCGGGAAAAAGAAAGGGGGCCCGGACGGCUGGAGCUACCCAGCCCUUCGGGCACUGGACCCGGCAGCUCUUCAGCUCGUUGCCGACUUCCUCGCCCGUGCGGAGGCUGAGGUGCUUCUGCCUUUCCAGCUCACCUGCGUUCAGGUCGCUCUUCUCCCGAAGUCGGCCGACAAGGAACGCCCCAUAAGUCUUCUACCGUGUCUGUGGAGAUUGUGGGCACGGGCUAGGUGGCAGGACAUCUCGGCUUGGACGUCGGCUUACGCCCCCGCCCACCCGUGGGACCGGGCGGUUCCAGGCCAGGCAAGCCUGGACACGGCACUGGCCCGCCUUGUCAGAUCAGAGCAUUCAAAGCUCGAGAGGACGCACAUAGUGUCGCUCUUCCUCGAUUUGCGAGGCUUCUUCGAUUCUGUGAGCUAUGAGCGCCUUCUCCUCCAAGGGCUCGCUCACAGUUUCCCUCCUCUUCACCUCUGGUUUGCCCUCCAGGUCUACCAGGGUCCUCGCUGCCUUGUGGCCGACUCGAUCGCUGCCACGCCGCUCUUUCCUGGCCGGGGCGUGCCCCAGGGUUGCCCUCUCGCUCCCUCGCUUUCCAAACUCACCAUGUCCGAGCCACUCCAGAAGGUUUCUUCCCUUCCCUUCGUCACCAACACAGACUUAUGGUUGGACGACGUGAGUUUAGACGUGGUGGGUUCCGACCCUGUCGAGGUCGCUUCCUCUGCGCUUCAGGCCUACCGGGUACUUCACACCUCCCUCGGCCUUGAGGGCCUAGAGGUUGAGACCACAAAGACCAAGUUCGUCGCCGGCACGGCCCGCGCUCGCGCCGCGCUUCAGCAGCUGCGGCGCCCCGGCGAACCCGACACCGCCGACCUGGUUAAGGAUCUCGGCCUUGACUGCGCUGCUGGCCGACGGCGGCGCAUCACCACCGCCCAAAAGCGCUUUCGCACCGGCAUCGGCCGAGUCCGCCACAUGCGCCGCCUCCGCAUACGCCGCAGGUGGGUGCGUGGCCGGCUGCUCCAAGCCUCCGCCCUUAAGGCUGGCCUUUAUGGCCACCAGGCCGUUGGGGUUGCCCCUAAGCGCCUUAAGGUCUUACGCUCGGCGGUGGCGCGCAAGGCUGGUCGUUUCGAGCACGGCUCCGCCGACGUCAUUCUCGACCUCAUGUCCCACAAGGCCGUUGACCCACACCAGCUUGUGGUUGUGGAACAGCUUCAGGCCUCCAGCGCCUCACCCGAAGGCGUGAGGUUACUCACCCGCACUUGGGCCUCCUCCUGGUCCAGACAGGCCUCUGCCACCCAUGGGUGGAAAAUCGUGAACGGACCCGUUUCCGCGCUCAUCCAGUACUUACUGGACUUGCGGGUGUCUGCCCCUACCCCUGAGGUCUGGACACACCGCGAAGCUACCUUUCACUUCCGCUUCCGCGAUCCGGGAGCGGUUUUUGAGGCCUCUGCUUUCUUACGCCGGGUCAUACAGCUCGAGCGCUGGUCCCGUAUCGGCACCGUCUCCACUGCCGCUGGUGCCGCCUUAGGCAUCGAUUGGACCGUGCCCCGCCGCCUCUUAGCCAGUCCUCGGACGAAGCCCUGGCGGCAUGGCCUUAGGGCCGUCUUUCAAGGCGCCCUCCUCCACUCUGGCAACGGAGGGAAGGAACGGUGCAAGUUCUGUGGCGGCCCCAACACCCUGCACCACCUCCUUUACGAGUGCGAAAACAUCCCCGGCGCCCUCAUGCCCGCGGGCUGGUUGUCCUACAAGCGGCGCCACCCUGCCGACUGCCUUUGGUUGCGCGGUAUGCGCCCCCUUUCCCCCCGCGAGCCCCUCGCCCGCGAGGCUGAGGUACGCCGUACUGGCCUCUUUCUCGAAGGCACCCCUGACUUAACCGGGCUCUGCGUUGCCACCGACGCUUCCGGAGGCCCUGCCUCCAAGGAUAGUCGCCUCCGCUCGGUCGGCUGGGCCGCGGUGGUUGCCAGCAGGAGUGAUGGCGACCUUGUCGUGCUGGGCACCCUGUCCGGGCUUUUGCCUGCCCCUGCUUCUGUGCCGGAGGGUGAGAGCGAGGCCAUCGCUCAGGUCCUCCUCUCUUCCAGAGGCACUUUUGACCUCACCUGCGACUGCCAGCCCGCCCUGCGCAGCCUCCAGGGGCCCUUCACGAAGCGCACCUCGCUUGUGUGGGCCAAGGCUUGGGAACACAGGCACCGAGCUGAACCCCACUGGGUGCGCUCUCACCUUAGUCCCUCGGACUUUUGUUUUGAGUUCGGCGCUGACGCCCUGUGGCGCCAUGAGCUCAAUUCUCUGGCGGACAAGCUCGCCAGGGACCGCGCGGAGGAGGUUCAGACCCCACACCGUCUUGCCGCCCAGAAGGAGGUAGACCGUGUCACCUCCCUCGUUUGUGAGUAUCUCGGUCACCGCGCGGUCGCAAUUUUGGCCAAGGCCGAAAAGGAGGAUUUCGUGCCGCGGAAGAACCGCCUCCUCUCCGCUCUUGAGCCCUCCUCUUCCCCCUCGCCCAACAAGAGGCAGAGGUUGCAGGAGAAGAGUUUCAACAUGUGUGUUAAAUGCUCCGAGUGCUCCCUUUGCAUCUACCAGGUUGACACGCCGGAAACCUUUGAGGGCCGUCCUGGAAGUGUGGCCAGUGCCAUGGCCAAGUGUCGCUUCUCCUUCCCCGGCUCCUCCUCGGCAGCCGGAUGCGGUAGCAACCUCUGGUUCAGUGGGCCCCGAGCCCAAGGCUACCGCCCGGUUUCGGGUCUCUCUACGGCCCCGCCGGACCCUGCAGAGCCAGAGCUCGCUGGCCUCGCAGUGACGAAGCGACGGACUCUCCAAGCUCGUCUCCUCGCCGGCCGGCUAGAGGUCCGGCUCCAGCUGCACGUCCGCCUUACCACGGCCUAUGUGGCCAAGCGAAGGCGCGAGCUGGCAGCUGCCCAGGCUGCCCAGCCUUCCGUGCCGUAG
Molecule: messenger RNA, 5628 nt
Organism: Symbiodinium sp. CCMP2592
Lineage: Eukaryota; Dinophyceae; Suessiales; Symbiodiniaceae
Source: the annotation of a GenBank genome assembly